Manihot esculenta (cassava) is the source of this 986-nucleotide messenger RNA. Its product is annotated as ATP-dependent Clp protease ATP-binding subunit CLPT2, chloroplastic. The coding region runs from base 120 to 785 and encodes 221 amino acids. Lineage: Eukaryota; Viridiplantae; Streptophyta; Magnoliopsida; Malpighiales; Euphorbiaceae. The record is from RefSeq and is a predicted model, not a curated record. The transcript is spliced from 5 exons.
UACAAUUGCGUAUUGUUAACUGAAGUCGCACGCACUGUCAAUAGUUUCGCAAGAGAUGGCUGCUCAUUCCUUGGCCAAUCUUCCAUGGAUGCCUCCAGCAUUCACUGAAUCCAAGCUUCAUGGAACAAGACCCAAAUCUCUAUUACCUCACUCUCUUAAACACUACUCUUCUCGAAAAACAUCAUGGUUGGGCAGUUCCACCACCCACAUGGCCAAUUUCUCUGUUCAGUCCUCAAAUCCUGCCCGCCGUCCCAUCUCCGCGACGGCCCUCUCCAGCCUUCCCACUGCGUUUUUGCAGGAAUCCAGAGAGAUUUGCUUCCAUUGAGAAAGUUCCCAAGUGGUCAUGGAGGGCAAUUAAGGCAUUUUCAAUGGCUGAACUAGAAGCUAGAAAACUCAAGUAUGCAAAUACUGGGACUGAGGCUCUUCUUUUGGGGAUUUUGAUUGAAGGGACUAGUCUAGCUGCUAAAUAUUUAUGGAAAAAUGGAAUUACUCUUUUGAAAGUGCGUGAAGAGACUAUCAAGUUACUCGGUAAAGCUGAUAUGUACUUCUUCCCUCCUGAGCAGCCUCCUUUGACUGAAUCAGGUCAGAGAGCCCUUGAUUGGGCUGUUGAUCAUAAACUAAAAUCAGGGGAUAGCGGGGAGAUUACAACGAGUGAUCUGCUUCUUGGCAUUUGGUCGGAGGUGGAAUCCCCAGGUCACAAGAUAUUGGCUGCACUUGGCUUUAGUGAUGAGAAAGCCAAAGAGCUGGAGUCUUUAAGUUCUGGACCGGAGUUUCUAGAUGGAUGAUAGUCUUGUCAUUCUUGUAUGGAUAAAAACAUAAAUAUCAUUAUGGAUAAAAUCAUAAAAAUCAUUUCAUUUUUCAAGAAGUUAGCCGAUAGGCUGUUUAAGUUGUUUUCUACUUGGUUAAAUGCCUGACUGAGAAUUCAAUGUGCUGUGUUUUCCUUUAAUUGGUUCAGGGUCCGAUUAAGAGCUGAUUUUCUUGCUUAA